AUGGCGGAAUCAAACAAGAAAAGACGCCUAUCCCAGGAUUCUCCUCAAGAUACCGAUGCGAAAAUGGAUGUUACCAAGACCGAUGCUACAGAUGCCUCCGCGCCCGACCAACCGAAGCGAACACUCUUCGUUCGAUCGCUGCCCACCUCGGCGACUACUGAGAGCCUUGCCGAGUACUUCUCUCAGUCAUAUGUGAUUAAGCACGCCACCGUUGUCAGUGAUCCACAGACAAAGAAGUCGAAGGGAUAUGGUUUCGUGACGUUUGCCGACCUCGAGGAUGCCGAAAGCGCCCUCAAGGAGUUGAAUGGAUCCACCUUCGACGGCAAGAAGAUUCGAGUCGACUACGCUAAGGCGCGUCAACGUGAGAUUGAUGAGAAGCUUGGAAAGAGUGUUCCCUCUGCUGCUACCCUCAAAUCCAAACAAGAGCGAGAAGACUACCGAACAAACGCACCUCCGAAAUUGAUUGUCCGCAACUUGCCUUGGAGCAUCAAAGAGCCAGCUGAUCUGGUCGCCCUUUUCCGCAGUUUCGGAUUGGUCAAGUAUGCAACUCUGCCCAAAAAGGGGAACACGCUUGCUGGUUUCGGAUUCGUGACUAUUCGGGGUAAGAAGAAUGCCGAAAAAGCGCUUCAGAUGGUGAACGGCAAGGAGAUUGAUGGCCGUACAUUGGCCGUCGAUUGGGCUGUGGAGAAGGAUGUAUGGGACACUCAACAGAAGGAGGAGGAGAAGGAACAGGAAAAGGAAAAAGAAAAGGACGAGGAGGAAGAGGAGUCUGAUGUGAAGAUGAAAGACGACGAGGCUUCGGAGGAAGUCUCAGAGGACGAAGGAUCUGCCGAUGAAGAGGAGAAUGAGGAUGAGGAUAUGGAAGACUUGGAAGACCUGGGCGAUGCCGAGGAGGAGGAAGAAGAAGAGGAAGAGGACGACCGCAAUAAUUCAACCAUCUUCCUACGCAACCUCCCCUUUACCUGUGACGACGAGGCACUCUACGAGCACUUCAAACAAUUCGGACCUUUGCGAUAUGCUCGUAUCGUGGUGGACCAUGAGACUGAGCGACCCCGUGGUACUGGAUUUGUAUGCUUCUGGAAGCCGGAAGACGCAAUCACUUGUGUCCGCGGCGCUCCCAAGCCCACCGUGGCAGCCCCUACCGGCAAGGAUCGCAACAACCCAGCCAUGAAGCAUUCCGUUCUACAGAACGACAACUCCGACCCUAGUGGACGCUAUACUUUGGAUGGCCGUGUGCUUCAGGUCGCCCGCGCCGUGAACAAGCGGGAAGCUACAAGACUCGAAGAGGAGGGUGUAUCACACCGUCUCGUCCGCGAUAAGGAUAAGAGACGUCUGUACCUUCUGUCGGAAGGUACUAUUCCGUCCAACUCGCCCUUGUACAAGAAACUGUCCCCAUCCGAGAUCAAAAUGCGCGAGGAGAGCCACAACCACCGUCAAACCGUCAUCAAGAAGAACCCCGCCCUCCACCUCAGUCUUUGCCGUCUCUCCGUUCGUAACAUCCCCAAACACAUUACAUCGAAGGAUUUGAAACAGCUUGCUCGUGAAGCUGUGGUUGGCUUCGCCACGGAAGUUAAGAAGGAUUUGCGUCAGCCUUUGUCGAAAGAGGAGGUCUUGCGAUCCGCCGACACCAUGAAGGAGCUGGAGCAAUUGAGAAAGGAAAAGCGCGUGGGUAUUGUGCGACAGGCCAUGAUUGUCUACGAGACUCGUGAGGGUACUAAGGUCCCUGAGAAGGGCGGUGGUGGUCGCAGCCGUGGUUACGGUUUCAUCGAGUACUAUACUCACCGUCACGCACUCAUGGGUCUGCGAUGGCUCAACUGCCACGCCGUUGAUAUCCCUGCUAGCGCUCAAGCAGAAGGCGAGAAGGAGAAGAAGAAGCGACUGAUUGUGGAGUUCGCCAUCGAAAACGCACAGGUUAUCAAACGUCGUCAAGAACUGCAGGAGAAGAAGGAGAAGGAGAAGGAAGAAAAGGAGAAGGCCAAGGCGAAGGCCGAGGAGGAAAUGGCAGGCCAGAAGAGGAAGCGCGCGGCUGAGAAGGAGGCUGCGAAGGAGGCCGAGGCCGAGGAGGAGAACAAGCUGGCGAAGCGCGCCCGUAUCAUCGCUAAGAAGCGGAUGCAGCGCAGAGGCCGCAAGGGCAAUUGA
This is a messenger RNA of Penicillium odoratum, 2139 nucleotides long. RefSeq names its product mRNA-binding ribosome biosynthesis protein NOP4. Gene Ontology annotation, molecular function: RNA binding. The coding region runs from base 1 to 2139 and encodes 712 amino acids. The transcript has a single exon. NCBI's taxonomy places the organism in Eukaryota, Fungi, Ascomycota, Eurotiomycetes, Eurotiales, Aspergillaceae. The record is from RefSeq and is a predicted model, not a curated record.